Molecule: messenger RNA, 1177 nt
Organism: Meleagris gallopavo (turkey)
Lineage: Eukaryota; Metazoa; Chordata; Aves; Galliformes; Phasianidae
Source: RefSeq, a predicted model, not a curated record
GCUGCAGCAUCGUGUCAAAGGCUGGACUUCCUGGUUAAGUACAUAAGAUGCAUUAAUGAUGACAAAGAUGAGCUAUCCAAGGUGAAAGGUCUUGUAAGUCAGACUGGAUAAGGUAGCUUAUGAUGUUUCAAGAUCACACUUGUCUCAAGUAUAACUUAUUACCUAUUUCUGUUUUCCCAGGCACAGACCAGGUAUUUUUUGAAUUUAAAUUGUAUUAUUGUUUUUCCUUCAGGUUGCAUGUGGCUUUGAAAUUAACUCUUGUUUCUCUUUUGCAGAGAUCCUACACUUUGCUUGUUGAGGCUUGGGAUUACAAUGAUAACUCUACUAAUCCUGAUCGCAUAAUUGAGAAGGCGUCCCACUCUGGCAUGAUCAAUCCAAGCCGUCAGUGGCAGACACUGAAACAUAACACAGGAGCUGCCCACUUUGAGUAUCAAAUCCGUGUGACUUGCGCAGAACAUUACUAUGGCUUUGGAUGCAACAAAUUUUGUCGACCAAGAGAUGACUUCUUCACUCACCAUACCUGUGACCAGAAUGGCAACAAAACCUGCUUGGAAGGCUGGAUGGGACCAGAGUGCAACAAAGCUAUUUGUCGUCAGGGAUGUAGCCCCAAGCAUGGUUCUUGCACAAUUCCGGGAGAGUGCAGGUAAAUGCUCCCCUCUCUCUCUCUUUGUCCCCACCAAGCAAUUAAAUGAGUGAUGCUGAACACAGUAGGAUUGUGGAGGGAGGGUAUUUUUGGAGCCAUAUUUUUGAGCGAGGCAUAUUAUUCAUGCAGACUUGCCCAGAACAAGGAGGGGAGCAGGCUUUUAAUGCACUGAUAAUUUGAAGCUUUCGUUUUGUGAAAUGGUGGCAUUUUGAGGGCUGGGGGAGAAGUGGGAUAAAUCAUGUGAAUACUGCCUAAUGAGCACUGACUAAUUGCUUCUGCUAAAUAGUGCAAAUGCCUUAUGGGCUGGGUUUUUGUUUCUUUUUUUUUGGUUGGUUUUUUCCCCUCCAAUAUCCUGAUUAAUAGGCUGUUUCAACUACAAGCUUGAAGUACAGUGUGGCUUUUCUCUCAUUUCCCCCUCUUUCACUCACAUUUUUUCCCCCCUUUCUCCCUCCCACCCCUGCUUUCUUCCAUCAGUAGGCAAAAGUCAAGCAUUCUUUAGAAUAGGAUUAGUUAAAUCUUUCGGUUCCUUUACCA